Paramecium octaurelia is the source of this 2073-nucleotide messenger RNA. The record is from the annotation of a GenBank genome assembly. Lineage: Eukaryota; Ciliophora; Oligohymenophorea; Peniculida; Parameciidae.
AUGAAUUUCUAUUAGGCACCAGAGAUUUAAUAAGUCAUUUCAAUCCCAAUAACCCUUAUUGAUGGCACUGCUUCUAUGAAUAGGGAAUAUAAGUACAUCAUUUAAGUUUAUGAAUAAACCUUUGGAUACCUGCUAGAAACUUAAAGAAUAUAAUAUUAAUGGUCAACAAGUUUGAAUAGCAUCCACCCAUAUUCAAAUGAAGAACGAGGAAAUCUAACUAUGGCCCUUUCUUAAUUAUUUCAAUUAAUGCUCUAAAAUUAAUUCCCAACUUAAUAUGUGACGAUUACAUUGGUCACGGAUGGAAGAGAGCCAUUUGAUAUUAAUGCUAUUUCGGAAUUAUGCAAAUAGAUUAAAUUACAAUACACUGUCUAAAUAUUUUGUAUAGCAUUUGGUAAUUAAUUUCCAAUCAACUUAUUAAAUAGUUUGAAGGAAGCGAUUUAAAAUUAAGAUUUCAAAAACUAAUCAUUUUUUUAAAUUGCCCGUUCGGAUUAUUUAAGUUAUGUAUAAAUUAAGAAGGAAAUACAAUAUGCAUUUGAAUAAGUUAGACAAAAUUUAAUAAUGACUCCUCAGAAUCAUUUUCUGAACUUUGAAGUGUAUACUACAAUUACAUUAAGAUAACCUCAAAAUUAUAUAGCAUCAAAUGAGUAUUUUUUAGCAAGUUAGGGUUAGAAGAUAAUUAUAGGUGACCAAUAAAUAGGGAGUGUCAACUGUAUAAUUUCUAUAUUGUAAUUUCUAAGGAAAUCUAUAUAAAAUAUUUAUGUCAAUUUAGAAUAACUUUCAUAUGAUUAAAUUAUUUCCGAAUUUUAGCAAGCAAUCUAAUUUAUUAAGUAAAUCAAUAAUAGCAUUGAAUCAAAAGUAGAACACAUAUAAUAACAAGAAAUUAUCAAUUUAAUAUUGAAAAUUAUGGAAUAAAUAGAAUUUGCUUAUAAUAAUUAGGACAUCAUAUUGUCAUAACAUUAUAUUGAAUAGUUUAAGUAUUUAAUUAAUUGUGAUAACCCGAAUGAUUUUAAGAAACUUCUUGAUAAUUAACAAAUUACUGAAUCAUUAGGACACUUUUAAAAAUUUGCUUUGAAUAUAAAAACCCAAUUAUAAAUAUUAAUAACUUCUAACAAUUAAAAAAAUAGUUUGGAAUAAAUCGAAUUUCUCUUUUAAUAUACAAAAAUAUUGAAAUAUUUCAUAAAUAAUAUUUCUGAGGUUGUGAAGACCGUACAACCUAAUAAUUUAUAAACAAUACUCUCGGAAUUGAUAGAAUCCUUAUUUAAACAAUCAAAAGAAGUAUUUUCCUCAGAAUAUUUUGAAAUUUCUACGAAUGAGUAAUAUUAAAUAUUAUUUCAAAUUAAUGAAUAUUUUGGAUACCUAAAACAAUUAUAAGCUGAAACUAGCCUCAAUUAGAUAAAAUAAUUAAUCUUUUAAAUAUCUACUCUGAAUUUGGAUAAUUAGAGCCCAUUAGAUCCAUAUGUUCAAUUUAGUUACCUACCUUUACAGAACUUAAACAAUUAAGAAGCUCCCCCAGAAAAAUAUCUCAUUUUUGUAAUUGAUAAAAAGGAAGAAUUGAGAACAUAUACUGAUUCAUUUCUAAAAUGUUAUGGUGAGAUAUUCAAGAUAUCACAAAAAAAGCGAAUGGAAGUUUAUUGGUACAAUAAUCCUACAACAAACUUCAAAAUACAUAACAAUAAGGAUUUUGAAAAAAUUGAAUUUCAGACUUUCAAACUAUUAUUAGAUUCUUUGAAAGAGAAAUUAACAUUAAAAAAUAAACAAAUCCAAUUAUUAAUUUUAACUGAUAAUGAAUUAUCUUAUGAACAUUUACACCUUUAGAUAAGGUUUGCGGAAUUAUCAAAUUAUAAUUUAAGAAUUAUUAAUAUUUCAAUUGGAAUGAAAUUAUUCAACUAUUUAUAAAGUAAAGUUUGCAGACAGAACGAUUCAUAAACUUCACAAACAAAUUCAUUAUUAAAAAUUAUCCCUAAACAGUAGUUUAUCCAGUUGAGUAAUUCAGAAUAAAAUUCUUAGAGAAGAAAUAACAAUUUAAAAAUUUUACAAGAAAUUGCCAAUCAGAUAGAUAUUCUAAAUUUUUGA